Molecule: messenger RNA, 1407 nt
Organism: Didymodactylos carnosus
Lineage: Eukaryota; Metazoa; Rotifera; Eurotatoria; Philodinida; Philodinidae
Source: the annotation of a GenBank genome assembly
AUGGCUAACGUAGCCACUGUGGAUAUGGAAGAGGGUGAUAUAAAGGAAAGUGAAACAACAAGUAGUGAUAUUGGAAAUUCUCGUUUACUCCAAGAAUAUGAAGCAUUCUCAGCAAUGAUUAAUACAAUGAGCGAAAGUCAAACUAAUCCAAAUGGUGAUGAAACGUCCGAUGAGGAUUCACCAUCGAAUGGUAGUGGUCAGUCCGACAGCCCUGAACAACAUGUUGUCAGUAAUAGCGACAAGGAGAUAGAAGGUUCUGAACAAAAACAUGAAAAAAUAGGUGCUGCUCAUAACGAGAAUUUAGUAGAAAAUAGUGAUGCUACUAAAAGCACUAAAGUACCUCAUGAUUCUCGCUCAGAAUCCCGUUCUUCUUCACGAUCUCGACAUUCUAAACGAAAACGAUCUCGUUCGAGAAAACAUCACUCAUCAAGUUCGAAAAGACAUCAUACAAGUUCAAGAAGAAGAAAAUCAUCAUCUGAUCGACACAGAAAAUCAUCAUCUAGUUAUCGUCAUAAAAAAUCUCGAUCUCGAUCCCGAUCCCGUAGCCGUAAUCAUUAUUCAUCGUCAAAAGGAAAUAGAUCUCGAGAUCGUUCAAGAUCCUCACGAGAUCGAAAACGAAGACGUGAUUCACCAAGAAAACGCUCACGUUCACCACAAAAGAAAAAUAAAUCUCCUUUUCAUCGACCAAGUCCAGUCAGAACGUAUCCAACAAAUCGAAAGGGAAGAAGACAAACACCAACACGUCAAACAUCAUCUAAUAUCAAUGAUCGUCAAACACGAAUGUACGCUAUUCAAUCCCAGGCAGAAGAAGAACGAAAGAAACUUCAAGAUGAAACAAUGAAAAAAUUAAAAGAUAUGGCCGCGAAUGGUACAUUAGAUUUGACACAAAUAUCUUUACAAGAUUUAAUGAAAACCAUUGAUGUACCAAAAGAAUAUCGUAAAAAUCAACAGACUAUUAUGAGUUAUCAAAUGGAACAAGUUCGAAAAAAUAUUGCAGAAUUAACAGGUAUACAAAUACCUAAUUUUUACAGUGCCGGCACGAUCAAUCCAUUAGUUUAUGCUGAACAACAGCGAAAACGAAAAUUAUUAUGGUCAAAAGCAAAAGAAAAUGAAAAUACGGCCACAAGUAAAGUCGGUGCAGCGAUGACAGAAGGGCAAGAUGAAAAAACGGCUGAAAAAUUUCGUAAAUUGAUGGGUUUAAAAUCAGAUGACUCAGUACAAUCGACGACAAGUAGCGAUACGAAUGCCAUUAAACAAAUGCAACAACGUACAUUUGAUUCAUUAGACAAAGAAUAUCAAGUAGCACGUGUUGCCACUCAUAUUCAUAAAGGAGUUGGUCUUGGAUUUUUUUCACAAGGACCUAUUGUUACUCCUUCAACAUCAACAUCGACACAAGAGAAAAACUAA